Folsomia candida is the source of this 7189-nucleotide messenger RNA. RefSeq names its product calcium-dependent secretion activator (gene Cadps). Bases 1168 to 5328 code for a protein of 1386 amino acids. The record is from RefSeq and is a predicted model, not a curated record. Gene Ontology annotation, biological process: synaptic vesicle exocytosis; dense core granule exocytosis. The transcript is spliced from 35 exons. NCBI's taxonomy places the organism in Eukaryota, Metazoa, Arthropoda, Collembola, Entomobryomorpha, Isotomidae.
ACUCCUGCUGGUCCUCGCAGAAGAGAGAAAGCGAGGUGGACUUAGAUAUUAUUAUAUAGCCCAAUUCUUCCUUGCCCACCCAUUUCUCCUGCGAAAACCGCUCCAGUUGCUUACAUCCACCAGGAAACUAGGUCUAUUUGUUUGUGGUGUGAGUAUGGCAGUGGUGAGUCGUCUUUGAAACUUAUACUUCACCCCACACGGGCUGGGACAGGACAAAAAAGUGGAGAAUAAACAGUCACAAUCUCAAUUAAUUUUUAGACAAGAUGGGUCAGCUCCCCACCCGAAAAUAAUUUAUUUAUUUAAUCCCCCCCAAAAAAUAUUGACCUGUGAUCCAUAACACGCAACUCUUUCUUUUUUUCUUCUUGGGGUAGUCGUUUUUAUGUAAGAAUAAUAUUUAGCUAGGUAGGUGUCGUGUGUCCUUGUGGAAGUGGGCACUAUUUAUGUAGUUUAGGUGGGAAUAAGUGGAGGAGGUGACAUAGGUCAUAGAUUUUUUCAGAGUCGUGGGUAAUACUUGGAAAAGGUAUGACCUUCGACAAGCCCCGUCAUAAUAAUUCCCCACCGCCGCCACCACGACGGGUUGUUGUCCUUGCUUCAAUUAAAGUUGUGUUCAGUGCUGCAGGAAAGGAAAAAGUUGGUGGUUUGCAGAGAGAAAAUGUUUGCAAAAAUUGUCCCCUCCACUAAUCAAUCGAGUAUAGUCUGCAAAAAGAAAAUAAGAGGAGGAUGUCCAUUCGUGCAUGUGCUUUUCCCCGAGUUUUUGUUCUUUGAAGAACUGUAAACUUUGCCUUUAAUACAAAUAUAUGUACAUCUAGUGCCCUCUCAACCAUUACUCAGGUUAGUGGGAAUAGUAGUAAUAAUAAUUAAGAAUAAUAAUAAAAAUAAUAAUAGCACAUAAGUGAUCCUCAAAAUAAGAUCACGAUUAAUAAGUGAGCACAAUAAAUAUGACUACUUUCUUCUUCUUCUUCUUCCUGGCGAAAAAAAAUAACACAACAAUUCUGCACAUUUUUGGCCUCUGAGUCCACUUUUCUUCCGAGGAGAAAGUGGAACAACGAAUCGGAUCUAUUAAAAGUAAAAAAAGUAAGCAGAGAUAGAUACAAAAAAUAAUAACAAACCGACAUAUGCACCUCCUCUGAUCGAGAACAACCUCCAUUAAUUGCUGGGAAGUGAGGAAUGAUUGACCCCAGUUCUUCUGAGGAGGACAGCGAUGAUGGUCAUCAUGAAGCACCGGUCACACACCACGGUCACGGUCGGGGAGGCCGUGACCUUCACGCCGAGCCGCCGAGGGAGAGUCUCGACGUGCCGAACAAAGUGGGCGGUGGGUCGCACCGCUCCCUCUCACCAAACUCGACCGCCUCCUCGGACACGUUGGGCGGUGGGGGUGGUCAGGUGGGCAGUCUGGGGUCGGGAACGAGCAGUAUCGGUGCGGGGGCUGCGAUGCGAGGUGGUGGUGGAGCCAUCCAUCAACGACCCACGUCCCCCUCGCCCUCGCUCGUGUCGGAGAAAACUGUCACGGACUCGAUCGACCCUCAGGAGAAGCAGGAGAGGGAAGAAGAGCUGCGGAAAUCACGACUGCAAUUGUAUGUCUUCAUCUCGAGAUGUAUAGCUUACCCUUUCAACGCGAAACAGCCGACAGACAUGACAAAAAGACAUACGAAAAUAACCAAGGCCCAGUUGGACACUAUCCUGUCCCGUUUCCAGGGUUUUCUCAAAGGCGACACUCAAAUCGCGGCCGACGAAGCGUUUCAAAAUGCAAUCUUAAACUAUACAGAAGUCUUUCUAAAGUCGGAACGAGUCCUCCGGAUGGUUCAAGCGGGAGCCUGUUCGCAUCACGAUUUUAGAGAAGUAUUCAAAAGCAAUGUGGAGAAACGUGUUCGAUCCUUACCUGAAAUUGAUGGUCUCAGCAAGGAGACCGUCCUGGCGUCCUGGAUGGCCAAAUUCGACUGCAUUUUAAAAGGGGACGAGGACACGAAGCGAACCCGGCUCCAACCAUCCAUGCACACCGAACUCAUCCUCCUCUCCAAAGAACAACUUUACGACAUGUUCCAACAAAUUUUAGGUGUAAAAAAGUUUGAACAUCAACUCCUAUUUAAUGCCCUUCAGUUGGACUCUGCUGACGAGCAGGCUGCCGCAAUUCGUCGCGAACUUGACGGUCGGCGUCAGAAGGUGUCAGACAUGGAACGCAAUCGAAAACUAAUGCCGCGAUUUGUUCUCAAAGAGAUGGAAUCGUUGUACAUUGAAGAGUGCCGAUCUGCAAUUAACAUGUUGAUGGCAAACUUGGAAUCGCUUCCAGUAUCGAAAAGCUCAACCGACUCAAAAUACGGCCUUCCAAAACUGAAAAAGUAUAAUAAUAGGAGAAGCUCAGUGUUAAGGUGGUCCAGAUCUCAGCUUUCUUUGGCCAAACUGGAGGGGGACUCGGGUGAUGGGGACUCGCAGUUGAGUAAAAUGGACGUCGUCUUGCCUUUCACCCUGGAGGUGGUCGUGAUGGAGGUUAAAGGCCUAAAAUCCCUCGCUCCUAACCGCAUCGUCUACUGCACGAUGGAGGUGGAAGGAGGGGACAAACUGUGCACGGAUCAGGCGGAAGCAUCCAAGCCGAUGUGGGAUACACAAGGAGAUUUUAGCACUAAUCACCCACUGCCUGCAGUGAAAGUAAAGCUCUUGACGGAAAAUCCUGGCAUGUUGGCCCUGGAAGAUAAAGAGUUGGGGAAAGUGGUUUUACGACCCACUCCACUUACUUCAAAGGCUCCAGAGUGGCAUAAAAUGACUGUUCCUAAAAGCGCGGCGGAUCAAGAUCUAAGAAUCAAGAUUGCAUGCAGGAUGGAUAAACCUUUGAACAUGAAGCACUGCGGAUACCUGUACGCAUUGGGGAAAGGCGUUUGGAAAAAGUGGAAAAAGAGAUAUUUUAUUCUAGUUCAAGUUUCGCAAUAUACUUUUGCAAUGUGCUCUUACAAAGAGAAAAAAUCCGAACCUACCGAAAUGCUACAACUUGACGGGUACACCGUCGACUACAUCGAAGCUGCCAGUGCCAAUUUAAUGGUGGGAAUGGAUUUGGAGGGGGGUCGCUACUUUUUCAAUGCCGUGAAGGAGGGAGAUAGUGUUCUUUAUGCCUGUGAUGAUGAAAACGAGAGCCACUUGUGGGUCAUGGCCAUGUACCGGGCGACAGGCCAGGCUCACAAGCCAGCCCCACCCUUAACACCUGCUGCGAAAAACUCGACAAUUUCCAAACUUCAAGGAGACGCCGAUCGAGCCAGGAAGCACGGGAUGGAGGAGUACAUUUCCGCCGACCCUUGCAAAUAUGACCAUCACAAUUUAUUCAAGUGUGUACAGACUCUCACCUUAGAUUUCCGGUUGGCCGACCCGUACUGUUCUCUGGGCUGGUUCAGCCCCGGUCAGCUCUUCGUGUUGGACGAGUACUGCGCCCGGUACGGCGCGCGCGGCUGUUACCGCCACCUCGUCUACCUCAGUGAUUUACUGGAUCGAGCGGAACGCGGAUUAUUAAUCGAUCCGACCUUGAUCCAUUAUUCGUUUGCAUUUUGUGCAUCUCAUGUACAUGGAAAUAGGUCAGACAUGCCGGAUGGGGUGGGUACGGUUACGCAUGAGGAGAAGGAAAAAUUCCAGGAAGUCAAGGAGAGGUUGAGGGUCCUCUUGGAAAAUCAAAUUACAAAUUUUCGCUACUGCUUUCCCUUCGGACGUCCGGAAGGUGCUCUCAAAGCUACACUUUCCCUUCUCGAAAGGGUUUUAAUGAAAGACAUUGUGACCCCGGUUCCUCCAGAGGAGACUCGAGCAGUCAUAAAAAAGUGCCUGGAAAAUGCAGCCCUGGUGAAUUAUACGCAGCUGUCCAACGAAGCCAGACUUGAUGCUCCAUCUUGUCACGUGGUGGAUGACGAACUUGAUCCCGACAGUCAGCAAAUUAUUCCAGGAAAACGGCUAGAAGAACUGAUCCACUUGUCGGAACUGUGUGUCGAUCUGCUCCAGCAGAACGAGGAUCAUUAUGCCGAGGCUUUUCGUAAAGGGGAAAAAGCAUUCGCGUGGUUCAGCGAUUUGUUGGUGGAACAUGCGGAAAUAUUUUGGUCCCUCUUUGCCGUCGAUAUGGAUCAAGUUUUGGCCGAGCAACCACCUGACACUUGGGAUGCCUUUCCGCUAUUUCAAAUUCUCAAUGAUUACCUUCGAACGGACGAUAACCUGAAGAACGGGAGAUUUCACCAACACCUGCAAGACACGUUUGCCCCACUGGUGGUCCGCUACGUGGACCUCAUGGAGUCAUCGAUCGCUCAGUCGAUCCACAAGGGAUUCGAAAAAGAACGGUGGGAGUUGAAAGGAAAUGGGUGUGCCACUUCGGAAGAUUUGUUCUGGAAGUUGGACGCCCUCCAAGCGUUCAUUAGAGAUUUGCACUGGCCAAAUCCAGAGUUUGGGAACCAUUUGGAGCAACGACUUAAGCUUAUGGCCUGUGAUAUGAUAGAGUCGUGCAUUCAAAGAACUGAGUCUGCUUUCCAGUCCUGGUUAAAGAAGGGGGUCACGUUCGUUUCCACGGACUACAUCAUCCCCACGGAGAUGUGCGCCAUGAUCAAUGUCAUCCUGGAUGCGAAAAAUCAAUCGUUUAAACUCUGUGCGGUGGAUGGGAUUGAUGUGCAUCAAUACCACACCAAGAUUGACGAUCUCAUCGAGAAGACUUCAGCCGCCAUGACGCAAGGAUUAAUUGCAAAGCUCAUUUCUGUUUUAGAAAGUUCGGUGUCAAAAUUGGGAAGAUAUGAUGAAGGAAGUCUCAUUGGCUCAUUGUUAAGUCUUACGAAUGUGUCAGGGUCUGGGAAAGAGUUGGGACAGGCGUACGUAAACUUUACUCGAAAUUGUAUGGACCAAAUCCGUGGGAAGGUUGUGGACGAAUUGUGGAUUCUGAACUUCUUCGAGCAAUGGUACACGGCGCAGAUGCAGAUGUUAUGUACGUGGUUAUCGGAAAGGUUGGAUCAUGCACUGCACCCGUAUCAGUGCACCUGUUUGGCACACAUUGUCAAGAAACUUUACUCGGAUUUUGAGCUGCAAGGCGUAAUGGAGGAUAAGCUUAAUGGCAAAACCUAUCAAUCGGUUGCUCAGAGAAUGAAUACUGAAGAAGCUACUUGUGCAUUAACGAUGGGAUCUCGACGGGACGACGAAGAUGGGGAAGGUCACGAGGAAACGGAUCGUCUCAAAACCAAGAUCACCAUCCCUCGUCAUGAUGAUGGCAAUUAUGUCGAGAAACUUACUGCAGCUACCUCCGGUGUAGUGGGACGGAUGGGGAACGUCGUGGGGAAAGGACUUGGCGGAUUAACGUCCAAACUUGGGAGUGGCUCAUGGUUUUAAAAAACUGAAUAACCCAAUAUUUUUAUUAAAAACGGACAAUAUAUCAUCACGACAUCAUCAUCAAUCAUCAUCGCAUCGUCGUCAUCGCAUAAGAAAAAAUAUGGAAAAAAUAUAUCCAAUUGUGCGUCGUUCUGAAAUUAUUGAUGUGAUAAUUUACCAACCAACCAACCAAAAAAAUUAUAACCAACUCCUCGCAUAAUUGGACUAUCAUAUCUCAUCUUCAUCAUAAUCACACAUCCUCGUCGUAUGUACCUCGAAGAAAAUGUCUGAUUACCGUACUGACUAUUGUACUCAUAUAACCGCUUCAAGACGAAGAACAACAACACCAAAGCCAAAAAAAGUAUGAUUAACAAACCCAAACAGAGUUUUCCAUAUCAAAAAAAAGUGAUUGGAUUUGAUGCACAAAUUUAAUCUAAAAAUUCAAUUUUGUCCUAAAAAAAUUAUAAAACAAACACAAAACCUCGCACAGGACAAGAAGAAAUGAAAAUACGUCGAUAAACGAAUACUGUCCCAGUUAAAGAAUGACACCACACAAAAUGCAGACAUCACCACCACAUAAUUUGUUGUGGGUAUCAUUUCCGACAUUUUCGUAGCAAGAGAUACAAAUAUUUUUUUCCUAUGAAUACAUGUAAUUUCACGACAACGAAUUUUUUAUGCAAUUUCAUUAUCGCUUCGUAUAAGAAUUAAGUGAACUACUUUUUUCUCUUAACAAAAAUGGAAUCCUUAUAUUCACUCUGAUAUAAAAUGUUAUACGAAUGUGUAUAAGCUCCUCACACACAAGUAUGUAAUAUAAUAUUCAUAUGUAUGUAUAUAGAGGCCCAGAAAGAGCGAACUAAUAUCCGUGAGUUGUUGUAUUGACCAAGCCGUUUAUACGUUUCAGCCAGCAAUCAUUUUUUGAAACUUAAAUAAUUUUAUGACUUUAUAAAAGAACGCGCAGCAACAACAAACAAAAACAACAAUAAUAAAAUGAUGAACGAAAUACUUUCUCCCGAAAGUGUAUCGAACUUUUAGGUCUAGGCGGUAGGUAGGUAGGUAGGUAGGUAGAUGCAUAGGUAUUAAAAACGUAGCGUAUACGUAGACCUAGAUAAGGUACCAGGACACAUACCAUAAGAUAAGCCAGGUACGUAAUAUUGAUGUUCAAAAUGCAAAGUCAUUUACUUAUAGGUUUUGUUUUUCGUAUUAUUUUUAUUAUUACUGCUUCUUGGCGAUGAAGACGAAGACGAGGAAGAAGAGGAGGAGAUAAUAAACACAAAAUAAUACAAAGUUAUGAAACCUCAUAAUUAUACUCACGAAACAUUAUGAAUACCAAUAUUAUUAUUAAUACCGGAAAAGAAAGUACAUAAAAUGAAAUGAGUUCUAUCUAUGCCACACCAUAUACAUCAUACAUACAUUCAUAAAUACACUAUUACAUUAGUGAUAGUUAGUUAAUUAUAAUUAAUUAAUUGAUUAUAGAUGUAUCAAUCAGUUGCCUUUAGACAUGUAUUGGACCUAUGGUGUUGAGUAAACCAACGGUGACCUUUGACUCAAUUAGCAUGUAUACAUUACUUAAUUAAUUAUUAAAUCGUGACACACUUUAUAAGUUGCUGCAACCAUGAAAGAAAAGAAUGAAAACAAUGGAGGAGUAAAAAAAAAAAAAAAACAACAAUGAACCGAAAUAAUAGUCCUGUUAAAAAAAUAUCUUACUAUUUAAUCUACACUGAAAAAAAUCAAUCGUAUAGCCGAAUCGAAAUGCCGUUGAAAUUAACAAUGCUGGGCAACAAAGAGUCAGAAUGCAAUGCCUCAGUCAACCAUUUCAAAAAAAUCUUUAAAAAAGCUAGAUUACAAAAAAUUAUUAUUUGCAGCGUAAAAAAAUAUGUGAAGA